Molecule: messenger RNA, 1581 nt
Organism: Athalia rosae (coleseed sawfly)
Lineage: Eukaryota; Metazoa; Arthropoda; Insecta; Hymenoptera; Athaliidae
Gene: O-fut2
Product: GDP-fucose protein O-fucosyltransferase 2
Exons: 8
Coding region: 127-1470 (447 amino acids)
Biological process (GO): protein O-linked glycosylation via fucose
Molecular function (GO): peptide-O-fucosyltransferase activity
Source: RefSeq, a predicted model, not a curated record
CGAUACGACAGCGAAUGUAAUAUCUAUCGACGAUACGAUCCUACCAGUCGGGACUCUCAAGCAUGACUGAGACCUCAGCUGUUCGAGUAGAGUGACAGGUGACAGAGACGUAAGGUAGGAUCAAGCAUGUUGACUCACUACAACACAAGAAAAUCAAAUCUGUCAUAUUUCUUCAUACUUCUCUUAACAGUCAUAACAAAUGCUACGACUACUCAGGACGUACAAUAUUGUUCCAAAGAGAAUCCCACAGGGGAUAAACUUUGCUCCGGUCAUUCCGAGUUUACAAACAAGAGAUUUAUACUGUACGACGUAAAUCCACCGGAGGGCUUUAACCUCCGGCGGGAUGUCUACAUGAGGGUUGCGAUUUUUGUCAAGAAUUUAUCAGUGAAAGAUAAACGCUAUGAUUGGCACCUGGUCCUGCCUCCUUGGGGGAACUUGUACCAUUGGAGAAGUACAGAUGUUGGUUCACAGUCACGGAUACCAUGGAGCAGAUUUUUUGAUGUCUCGAGUUUACAAAAAUAUGUACCUGCAGUAGAACUGCAUGACUUCCUCCAAGAAUAUCCUGGGGUAGCCAGGAUAGACCGUGUCUACAUAUUACAGAAUGAUGAGGACAUGUUUAGGACCGGCAAAUUUGAGGAUAAGAAUCAGCUGAUUGAUUGCAAUUUAAAUCAGACACCAUAUUUUCCAACCAGCUCUAACUCGUACACUGGACGAUUUUGGGGACACUCUUCCAACAUUACUGCAGCUGAUGUAAAAUGCCUGAUCUUUCAUGGAACUAUGUCAGAUUUGAAACAAAAUCUGUACCCUGACAUUUACAGCUCCGUGAUGUUCGACCACAUGGAAAUACCACUCCAUGAUUCUUACGGCAGCAAGGAAUACUGGGAUGCUAGACGCAGUAUGAGAUACAGUCAUACUCUUUAUGAAAUAGCUAACGAGUACAGACAAACAUACCUCGACUCCAAUGACUUGGCAGACCAUACAGAACAGCCCCCAGAUUGGAGGAAGGAGAGAGAACGACAGGCUUUGGGCGGCCCAUACCUAUGCGUACAUCUAAGACGCCGUGACUUUGUGACUGCCAGAAGAAAUACUGUACCUACCAUAAAGGGUGCGGCAUCACAACUGAACGAGAAGAUGAAAGCGCUUAAUCUGAGUGUGAUUUUUGUAGCCACUGACGCAGAAGAUUAUGAAUACAACGAGCUCAAGUCCUACCUGGACAAAUAUACUGUUUUAAAGUAUUCACCAUCAAGGAAUGUAAGGACUUUGUACAAAGAUGGAGGCAUUGCUAUCAUUGAUCAAAUUAUUUGCUCUAAAGCCAGAUACUUCAUAGGGACACACGAGUCGACAUUCACAUUUCGGAUACAAGAGGACAGGGAAAUUAUGGGGUUCCCAUCUGAGACAACCUUCAAUCGUCUCUGUGGGAAAAAGGGCAAAUGCAAUUCAGGGGGUUCAUGGAAAAUCGUGUGGAGAUGAAAAAUGAGUUGAGUAGCAAUGCAAGAGAUCUAAUUGCUUAAAGACCUCUAUCAAAUACUGUUCUGAAUUUUACUUUUUUGUUUGAUAAUAAAGAAACCAAUGUAUACCUAA